GUUGGUGAUGGCGGCCACAACGUCCAUGUUGACUUCACUCGCUCUUUCUAAACUGCUCAAGUCACGUCGGAGUUCAUUGACGGUAACUAUGUUGGCUUAAACAUCACAUUUAGGUUUAGGGUCUUCUAGGCGCGAUGCGAGACGUCACAAGCGGGCUAACGUUGAGCCAAACAGCAGCUUCGAGGCACGGGCGGAAAUGGUGAGCUAGCAAAACUAGCCUCAUUUAUUAUUAUUAUUAUUAUUAUUAUUAUUAUCAUCCCUCCAUUGUUUGUAACGUCAGGCUUGUGUGAUCACACAGAGAAGGAGUUUGGCCCCCAGUCAGGUCGCCAAACGGAAGCAAGGGGAGGAUGAUCAUCGAGACGAAAUAUAUUAUAUUAACCACGAGCGGUUCUCGAGAGAAGAUGAAUGGAGAAAAUUGGGACAGUGAUAAAGAAGUCCAAGUUCCAUGGCCACUCAACAAAGCAGGAGGAAGGAAGCAGUCACAAACCAAAUACGUGGCAAGAAUUCUGAGAUUUGGUGAAGACACACGUGAACUGACGCCAUAUUUGAAAGCCGCUCAGGAUGGCAAGGAUGUACCCCUUACUGGUGAUUUGGAAUAUGGCAGAGGCAAGAGAAACAAACAGCCAAAGUCUUGGUCAUCAGACAGUGAGAGCAAGGAUGAAAGUGACGAGGAGACUCUAUCUGACAGACAGCAGAAGAAAAAGAGGAAAGUAAGCCGUACAGCUGUGGGAUAUGAUGCUCGGGCACAAUUGAAGGCCCAACUUGCUGCUCUGGGAAGAACUUCACCGAAAGAUACAUGUACAGAAAUGGAAUCCCUGAAGAAGGAAGUCCUCCAGUUGAGAGAGGAAAACAAAUCCCUUCGAGAUGCAUUGAGGGUUGUUGAAGGACUUCCUGGCCUGCUAAUGAAGAUGGACGACUUAUCACGUCAGGCAACAAUACUAUCAGCUCGACGUCCUGCUGUCGCUCUGCCAGAGAGGAGCUGGCCAACAGCAGCUUGACAGGAAAAAAAUCCAAUGCUUUUAAGGAUAAGCAUGAGAAACCAAAACUGGAUGACAACAAAGUGUCUGCUAUUAUUGAUUUUGUGAAGAAGCUCCAUCCCUCAAGUGAAGCAAAUGUGAUAAAGAAAAUCAUUGGAGUGAAACUGAACAUUGCGCAGAAAAUGGAAAAAAAGAAGGCCUCAGAAACAAAUUCUGCUGGACGUCUAGCCGUCUCUAACAGUCGGGGAAGCGCGGUGAUCAUGUUGAUUUAUGCUGCUGACAUUUAUUUAUUACGUCAAGAUUUGAGUUACAUGUAUAUAAUAAAUACAAGUCAACAUUCAUUCAACUGCAAUAUUUGUCUUUCUCCAUUGCCAGUGUUAGACCACAGAUUUUGUAGAAUGCCUGCCCAAUCAUUUCUACAUCAUUCUGAACCGUAUUCCACAGAAAGCCAUUCCAUAGGAGCCUGUUCUAUAGAACUACUCUUUAGAACUUUCUUCUAUAGCACUAUUCUUUAGAGGUGAUCUAUAGAACCAUUCUUUAGAACCUUGUUCUAUAGAACCAUUCUUUAGAACCCUGU
Nerophis lumbriciformis (worm pipefish) is the source of this 1554-nucleotide messenger RNA. The record is from RefSeq and is a predicted model, not a curated record. NCBI's taxonomy places the organism in Eukaryota, Metazoa, Chordata, Actinopteri, Syngnathiformes, Syngnathidae.